AUGGAUAGAAACAGUACUUACUCUCCAGUCACAUGGCCACCAAAGUUUUGGGAGCAGAUAACAAUAGCCUUCACAGUGUCCAUGGUGGUUGGACUGGUGACUGGAGGGAUCAUCUGGGCAUUGUUCACUUGCUUGUCCCGUCGCAGAGCUAGCGCCCACAUUUCCCAAGGGAGCUCCUCAGCCUUCAGCCGUCGGUCACGACCCUCCUCCCAUGGCCACACUACCGGCAGGACUGGAUUUUACCGCAACAGCAGCUGCGAACGUCGGAGCAACCUCAGCUUGGCCAGCCUCACCUUCCAGCGGCAAGCCUCCUUGGAGCAAGCCAACUCUUUCCCCAGGAAGUCAAGCUUCCGCGCGUCCACCUUCCACCCUUUCCUGCAGUGUCCUCCCCUCCCUGUGGAGACGAACAGUCAGCUGAUCACCCUCACUCCCACAAAUACCACCACAACCCUUGUGGGAAGCACCACCAACAGCUUAAGCCGACCUGAAUUCCACUGGUCUAACAACAGCCUCCGCAUCUGCCACUCCACACAAACCCCCCCUCCUGCCUAUGAAACCAUCAUAAAAGCUUUCCCAGACUCCUGA
Molecule: messenger RNA, 585 nt
Organism: Nipponia nippon (crested ibis)
Lineage: Eukaryota; Metazoa; Chordata; Aves; Pelecaniformes; Threskiornithidae
Source: RefSeq, a predicted model, not a curated record